Molecule: messenger RNA, 1527 nt
Organism: Eurypyga helias (sunbittern)
Lineage: Eukaryota; Metazoa; Chordata; Aves; Eurypygiformes; Eurypygidae
Gene: ARHGEF4
Product: Rho guanine nucleotide exchange factor (GEF) 4
Exons: 9
Coding region: 52-1527 (491 amino acids)
Biological process (GO): intracellular signal transduction
Molecular function (GO): protein binding; guanyl-nucleotide exchange factor activity
Source: RefSeq, a predicted model, not a curated record
AUCAGUGAUGGCAGCGUGGUGUACGCAGAGGCCCUCUGGGACCAUGUCACAAUGGACGACCAGGAGCUGGGAUUCAAGGCUGGUGAUGUCAUUGAAGUAAUGGAUGCUACCAACAAGGAGUGGUGGUGGGGGAGGAUUCUGGACAGCGAAGGCUGGUUUCCAGCCAGCUUUGUACGGCUGCGAGUAAACCAGGAUGAACCCAUGGAAGACUACCCCCUGAAGGCAGAGGGCGACAAAGACGACGACUCGAGCAGUGGCACCCGCCGCUUUGGGAUGGGGCAGACCAGCAAAGACCAAAUGCGGACCAACGUCAUCAACGAGAUCAUAAGCACAGAGAGAGAUUACAUCAAGCACCUGAAGGACAUCUGUGAGGGUUACAUCAAGCAGUGCCGCAAAAGAGCCGACAUGUUUACAGAGGAACAGCUGAAGACAAUCUUUGGGAAUAUUGAGGACAUCUACAGGUGCCAGAAAAAAUUUGUUAAAGCACUAGAGAAGAAGUUCAACAAAGACCACCCACAUUUGAGUGAGGUUGGCUCAUGCUUCUUGGAAUAUCAAACGGAGUUUCAGAUAUACUCCGAAUACUGCAACAACCACCCCAACGCCUGCAUGGAGCUGUCCCGCCUCGCCAAGGUGAACAAGUACGUCUACUUCUUCGAAGCCUGCCGCCUGCUGCAGAAGAUGAUCGACAUCUCCCUGGAUGGGUUUCUGCUGACGCCCGUGCAGAAAAUCUGCAAAUACCCACUGCAACUGGCCGAACUGCUCAAAUACACCAACCCCCAACACAGGGAUUUUAAGGAUGUCGAAGCUGCCUUAAAUGCCAUGAAGAACGUUGCUCGGCUCAUCAACGAGAGGAAGCGGCGGCUGGAAAACAUUGACAAAAUUGCUCAGUGGCAGAGCUCGAUAGAAGACUGGGAGGGUGAAGAUGUCCUUGUCAGAAGCUCAGAGCUCAUCUACUCUGGGGAAUUAACCAAAAUCUCCCACCCUCAAGCCAAGAGCCAACAGAGGAUGUUCUUCCUCUUUGAUCACCAGCUCGUCUGCUGCAAGAAGGACCUUCUGCGCCGGGACAUCUUGUAUUAUAAGAGUCGGAUCACCAUGGAUGAUAUGGAAAUAGUGGAUGUAGAAGAUGGGAAGGACAAGGACUUUAAUAUCAGCGUGAAAAACGCAUUUAAGUUGCACUGCCGUGACUCUGAGGAAGUGCACUUGUUCUGUGCAAAAAAGCCAGAGCAGAAGCAGCGCUGGCUGAAGGCAUUUGAGAAUGAAAGGAGACAGGUUCAGGUCGACCAGGAGACUGGUUUCUCAAUCACAGAGGUGCAGAAGCGGCAGGCCAUGCUGAACGCCAGCAAGCAGCACCACGCUGGGAAGCCCAAGGCUGUCACCCGGCCCUACUACGACUUUCUGAUGCGCCAGAAGCAUCCCACCCUGCCCACUACGCUCCCCCAGCAGCAAGUCUUCAUGCUGGCAGAGCCCAAGCGCAAGCCCUCGAACUUCUGGCAGAACAUCAGCAGGCUGACACCCUUCCGGAAAUAA